Molecule: messenger RNA, 1118 nt
Organism: Passer domesticus (house sparrow)
Lineage: Eukaryota; Metazoa; Chordata; Aves; Passeriformes; Passeridae
Gene: MAIP1
Product: matrix AAA peptidase interacting protein 1
Exons: 6
Coding region: 1-777 (258 amino acids)
Biological process (GO): protein insertion into mitochondrial inner membrane from matrix
Cellular component (GO): mitochondrial inner membrane
Molecular function (GO): ribosome binding
Source: RefSeq, a predicted model, not a curated record
AUGUCCCAGAGACGGAGACUCCAUGACUUCCCCGGGCAGCCUGUUCCAGUGCUCUGCCACCCUCAGUGUAAGCUCUUUCUCAAGCUGAGGUGGAGCUUACUGUCUUUUAGUUUAUGGCCAUUACUCUUCGUCCUGUCACUGAGCACCACUGAGCAGUGCCUGGCACCGUCCUCUUGGCAGCCGCCUCUGAGCGCCGGAUCCGGGACCGAGGGCCCUCAGCGGCGUGUCGUGGUAGUGAGGAUCAGCAGCCCCUUCGCUUGGCUCCGCACCCGCUUCUACUACCUGCUCAUCCGCCUCUACUUCGACCACGAAUUCAGCAUCGAGGAGUUCACGCGGGGAGCCAAGCAGGCCUUCUCUGUUGUUUCAAAGCUGCUGUCUCAGCGUAAACUUGACCUGCUGGAAGAACUUGUAUCAGCAGAGGUACUUCAGGUGCUGAAGGAAAAGAUUUCUUUGCUCCCUGACAGCCACAGGGAUGCUUUAGCAGCUGACAUUGAUGCAAUCAUGUACACAACAGAAGGAGAUGUUCGCAUUUACUAUGAUGAUGAUGGAAGAAAGUUUGUUAGCAUCCUGAUGUGCUUCUGGUAUCUGAAUGGUGCUAAUCUACCUGACGAAGUUCCAGGUGAAGCCAAAGUCUUCCAGAUUGUGUUUGGAGAUGAAAACACAAAAGAAAAGAAACAUCUUUUAACAGCAAACUAUGAGUUCCAAAGGGAGUUUACAGAAGGAGCAAAACCAGACUGGACUAUUACACGGAUUGAACAUCCAAGACUAUUAGAAUAAAUGCCUUCUUACAGCCUUUUUAUGUACCACUGUAAUUAUUUUGAUGUAACAAAUGCCAGGCUUUUUUGGGUCUUUUUUUCCCCUUCCUGCCUUUUCCUCCAAAAGAAGGACAAAUUUUCUAUGUAUGAUUUCCAGAAAUUCUUUCUGAAGCUUGCACUGUGCUGCAGUGUUACAGCAAAGCCUUUUCCCUGGAACAGGCUGGUAGAAAUUUAACUGGUUGCAGUGCUCAUCCAAGGCAUUUAGACAGCACAGUUUCAUUCAGGCAGGUGUAAUGGAUAUGCCAAUUUCUUACAUUCUGACAAGAAAUGGUACUGUUUGAAAAUAAACAACACUUAAAUGAC